AUGAUUAUUUAUCAAAACGAGAAAUAUUCCUGUUUGCCCUGUAUUCGAGGCCACAGAUCAUCAGCUUGUAAUCACAGUAAUAGAACUCUUAUUCGAGUUCGAAGUAGAGGCAGACCAUCGGUAAACGACAAGAGAGUUGCGAUCCAACCGAAAAACAACGAAAUUAUCACACUGACAGAACCCCCAAAUAUUGCGUCAUCUAGCAGCUCGAAAAUUGAAAAAGCAAGUCAAUCAGGAGGAUGUCUAUGUGGACCCAGGAAAGCCAGUUCUGUGGGAAAGUCAAAAGAUUCUCAUGCCGAAGCUGAAAGCAAAGGUUCUUCACAAGAUGGGGUAAUAACAUCUUUUAAACCAAUAAAACGGUGUGGGUGUGGCUGCAAACCUAAACCCAAAGGCGGAGUUAUUACUAUCAAGGGUGUUGUUGACCAGAAGUAUGUUGAGGUUGGGAAAAAUGGAGCCAGAUUUUUGUCAGAAGAAGACUUGAUAGAGGCUCGUAGAAACCGUGUUUUCAAUUUUAUAUCUGAAAAUCCAGGUCAAGAAAGUCGAAGUUCUAUAUCUGGGCCAUCUACUCCUCGUUUGGAAAAGAAGAAUGACUCUAUUGUACGAUGCUGUGGGAAAGAGGAUUGCUUUUGUGAAAAUUGCGAUUUUUGUGGUGUUACCAGCAUGGCUUCUUUACCCUUAGAUUUUGAUUCAAAUUCAAAUAUUUUGAAUUUCAACAAUGAAUUCAAAGAAAAGCCUGCAAAAGCUCAGUUGCCCAAUUCAAACUUGCCAGUUUCUGAUCCAUCAGUAUCUUCUAUCCUUUCUUUCAACAAAGAUGGUAUCAAUUUGAAACCAGAUCAGCCUAUAUUUAAUUUUAACUUUCCUCAAAAUGUUCAAUCAACACCACGGUCCUCAUCCAUUUCUGAAUCUCAGUUUAUUAAUGUUAGUAUUCAUGAUUACGGCUCAGAAGCUCAAACACCUCAAUCUUCUGUGAGCCGGAAAGCCUCUUGUUGCGGUGGUUCAAGCAAACCUUCAAAGCCUGCUGUUCCAAUUUCUUCCUGCUGUUCAAGCGGUUCAGUUGCACCAAAUUCACGCUCCUCUUGCUGUUCAGGUAAUUCGGUCGCUCCUAUUUCACGCUCUUCUUGCUGUUCAGGUGGUUCAGCUACACCUAUUUCAAGUUCUUCGGCGAUUAAUAACGUUAAAUUUGUUCCACAAAAACUUUCAAUGCCCAAAGGGUCCUGUUGUUCUUCCAAGAGUUUUGAUACUAAUGAAUCUAGUCCUCUCGAUAUCAAAAAUCUUAACGUUUCUUCACUCAUAGAUUCUGAAUCAUCUAGCACUGUGGAUUCAGCACAAAUGGCAAAACAAAUCAGCGAUUUGUCUAAUUCUGGGUACAUUCCUUCGCAAGAUAUUCAUUCUAGUAUUGGGAGUGUUCAAGACAGCAUUUCUGCUGGUAUAAUAGCACCAUCUAAUGAUUCAUUACGCCCACCGAACUUCAUUCUUCCAAUGGGGUCUAAUCUUGAUGAUGUUUUGUUGAGUAUUUUAAGUACUAACAACAGUGAAGGAAAAGCGGAGCUUCCGGAUUUGGUUUCAUAUCUGGAGAAUGAGCGUGACAAUCUUAAUGAAUUCAUACCUUCGCCUCCUAUGGAAAUGACUGUUGCAGCAAGUUGCGUUUUACCUGGGCAAUGUAAGUGUGACGAAAACUGUCGGUGCCCUGGCUGUUCUACACACAAAAAUCCUCCUCAAAAUCUUAUGUUUUUAGGCUCGCAUCCUUCGUCAAUUGGGCAUUCGACAUCUGAAUCUUCUUCAACUCCAACCUAUUCUCACAAUCCUGGGCUUAUUAAAUCAACAUCAAAUAAGGGCAAGGGAAUUUCACAAUUUAAUAUUUCAAAUACUAGUUUACAACAAAAUAGCGAUUUGAAUUAUUUUGGAAAUACUCAAUUUGACAUAUCUAAGGAGGGACUUGGCAGCUAUGUUUCUAGCGAACAACUUUCUCAGCAAUCAAACAGUAAUCAAGAUGUGAACACUAGAGAUUCUUUUAGUAGUGCAUUCGAUAUUUCGUUACUUUCUUCUUCAAACAUUAUGUCACAAAAUAUUCAGGACAGUUCUUUCCCCAAGGUGACAAAUGAACCUGGAGAUACUUUAUUUUCAGAUAUUUCUCAAGGCUUUAAUAAUUUUGACAGCAUUCUUACACCAGAAAAUAUUUCGAUUAAUGAAUCAAACAGCAAUUCUUCUCAUGCAUAUUUAGAUUCGCAAAAUCAAGUGCAACAACCACCUGGAAUGUUCUCUUACACUCAAUCUUCAAGUGCUAAAAAGCCUGUUCAAAACAAUUUUUCUGGACCCACAAAUACCAAUCCAUUAUAUUCAGCAGUAACAUCGAUAUCAAAUAACACAGUUUCAAGUAAUGGUGCCAGUAAAGGGUGUCGCUCUUGUUGUUUAGGAAAUCACAAGAAGACUAUAAAUCCUCCAGAACCCUCAACUACAGGUUUUAAUGUUAAUUCAUAUAGUACUUCGGAGAAGAAUGGUCUUUCGGCUUCUGCUUUUAAUGUGGAUUCUUCUCUAGACGGUAUCAGAAAGGAUAUGGAAAGCGAAAGGGCUUUAAGUCCUUCAAGCGUGACAUCUCCUAUCACUGCUUAUGGGAGUUAA
Messenger RNA from Magnusiomyces paraingens, 2619 nucleotides. RefSeq lists its product as uncharacterized. Bases 1 to 2619 code for a protein of 872 amino acids. Gene Ontology annotation, biological process: intracellular iron ion homeostasis; intracellular copper ion homeostasis; positive regulation of transcription by RNA polymerase II. NCBI's taxonomy places the organism in Eukaryota, Fungi, Ascomycota, Dipodascomycetes, Dipodascales, Dipodascaceae. Gene Ontology annotation, cellular component: nucleus. The transcript has 2 exons. Gene Ontology annotation, molecular function: RNA polymerase II cis-regulatory region sequence-specific DNA binding; copper ion binding; DNA-binding transcription factor activity, RNA polymerase II-specific. The record is from RefSeq and is a predicted model, not a curated record.